GGAGUGGGACAUGGGAGGAUCUUAUAUUUAGCUGACGCCAUGGCAACAGAGGCUAAAAUAAUCUGUUAAGGGCUUGGGACAAAUAAGAAUUAAGACUGUCUGAACUUAAAAUGUAACGGCUACCGUUAAAGGUUAAACGCUGGAGCUCGGGUCAUGUCUUCCGAUCACUCAGCGUCACUGGCGGGGACUCACGGCCUCCUACGCGGCCAGCGCACCCGGUCCUACGGCAGCCUCGUGUCCUCUUCAUUAUCACCCGUUAGACAAAGACGAAUUAAACAUAAAGUUCAGCCCGGUGAGACUUUGCAAGGACUAUCACUGAAAUAUGGCGUGUCUAUGGAGGAAAUAAAAAGGGCAAACAGACUGUACACAAAUUAUUCAAUGUUCCUGAAGGAGUCCCUCUUCAUCCCCGUGCUGACAGAGUCUGUGUCUUUCACAAAUGGAGUGGAAUUGACCGAGGACGAAGCAAGUCCAGCAGCACAAAUACACACAGAGAUUUCUAAUGAGAUCCCCAAAAGCCAAACAGACUCUAGAUGUGAAGCGAAUGCUGAUCUGUCACCAGUGGAAUACCUGAAAAAGAUAGACAGCUUGAUCAGUCAGUCCAAACAAGCAGCUGUGAAGACCUGCCAAGAGGGAGAGAAACACUGAGUCGUUCAACAAGUAUGAGCUCAAUGGAAGAACCAUGAGUCAUAUGACUUGGGGUUCCAGUGAGCAUCAGCUGAUAAAUUACACCGGAAAAAAAAAAAUUGGUGUGGAAUUUAAGGCAAGUUCACACCAAGGACGAUACUACGAUUAAGAUAUAGUAAGUCCUGAAUUGAGAGUCCACACCUAAACUAUAAUGAUAACAGCACAGAGGAACGAUAUUGUUG
Messenger RNA from Sinocyclocheilus rhinocerous, 866 nucleotides. Its product is annotated as lysM and putative peptidoglycan-binding domain-containing protein 1-like. The coding region runs from base 154 to 645 and encodes 163 amino acids. The record is from RefSeq and is a predicted model, not a curated record. The transcript is spliced from 4 exons. NCBI's taxonomy places the organism in Eukaryota, Metazoa, Chordata, Actinopteri, Cypriniformes, Cyprinidae.